Molecule: messenger RNA, 2937 nt
Organism: Theileria annulata
Lineage: Eukaryota; Apicomplexa; Aconoidasida; Piroplasmida; Theileriidae
Exons: 11
Coding region: 1-2937 (978 amino acids)
Source: RefSeq, a predicted model, not a curated record
AUGUUUAUUUCUUGUUAUUUCAUAUUAAUUUGUUUUAUACCUUUAAAUUCUCUAACUUUUAAUUAUAAACUUUUUAAAACUAAUUCAAAUCAAUUUAAUAAUUCAAAUCACUUUAGAACAAAUUGUUACACAUUUAAUAAUUUAAAUCAAUUUAGAACAAAUUAUUACACAUUUUGUACUAAUAUAUAUAAUGACAAUUUUAAUAUCUACUAUAAUACUAAUAAGAAUAUUAAUAAUCCAUCCAAUGAAAGGAAUCCUAUUCAAAGGGAUUCUAUUGAAUGGAAUCCUAAUGUGAAAAAUGCUAAUGUCAGUAAUACUAAUCUGAAUAAUUCCUUUGGGAAUGGAUUUAAAAUUGGAAGUUAUAUGGGAUAUUCUGAACCAUUGAUUUUUACACAAUGUUCAGAUCCUGGUAAAGAACAUGAGGUUGUGGUAUCAGAUAGUCAAACACAUGGAAUAAAUAAAGUAAUUCAUGAUGUUAGAAGAAGAAAUAAUACAAAUAAACCUAUUUUCCCAGUUGGAUCACAUGUUUUCAUACAAAAUGGACCAAAUAAUUGUGGGACUGUAUUAUUCAAUAAAUUUACACAAAUCGCUAAACCAUAUCAAGUAUUGAUAGCAUUGGAUUGUAGAAAUAAUGAUGGAUUAAUAAAGGAAAAUUAUUUGAAAUAUCAUGGAACAAGUCAUUGGAUACCUGAACAUUAUCUUACCAUUGAUUCCAAAAAAUUUUCCAAUUAUCAAAAUACAAGAAUGAGGAAAAAUGUUAAACCGAAUCACAAUUUUAAUUAUCAAACCAAUUCAAAUCAAAAAAUGGUAGUUAAAGAAUAUAAUUUGAUUAAAAGAUAUAAUGAUGAGAUAUUAUUGAGUUUUUCAUUGAAUAAGAUAAUUAGUUUAUAUCAGGAAGCUAAUGAAAAUCAUAUGAUUGAUGAUCAUACUGAUUUAAUAACAUUGGUUCAAAUUGCACGAGUAUUCAAUCUUCAUUAUGAUUCUGCUUAUCGUAAUUUUACUGAUUCUCUUGAAAACAAACAAGUAAAAAGGUCUAAAUUUAAAUUUACAAGAUAUCAAAUAAAUUUCUUAAUACUUUUAACAUCUAAAAUUAUACAAAAAUUACAAAUCAAUCAAUCAAAUGUUGAAAAUACCCUUAAGAAUAUUCAUUACAAUACCCUUAAGAAUAUUCAUUACAAUACCCUUAAGAAUAUUCAUGACAAUACGCUUAAGAAUAUUCAUGACAAUACCCUUCAGAAUAUCGAAUGGAAUACGCUUAGGAAUAUGUAUGAGAAUAUUAAAGAGAAAAAUUAUAGUAUAAAUGAUUAUAUAAAGUUAAUGUGGUCAUCUGGUAUGCUAUUACCAUUAAGAUUUAUACGUAGUAAAUUACUUGAGAUUUUUCGUUUAUCUGAGGAGAAAAUAACAUUUGAAGAUAUUUCAAAACUUGAACUGAAAGAAUUAAUGAAAAUUCUUCACGCAUAUUCAUUUAAUACUAAAAAUAAUAAACAUUUGUUCAAUAUUUUUAAUAUUAUUAAUAAUAUACCAAUACAACAAAUUGAUCCACAAAUAAUAAUAUUGUUAAUACGUUGUUUUGAUAAAAAUAAAUUGGAUUUUGGUACAUUAUCUCCAUUAAUAAUUGGAUUUGUGAACAAUUGUGAAGAUAAAAUAUCCAAAUUUAUGGCCGGUUUUAUGAUAAAGCAUUUGAAAAAUUUUCAAAAUUUCAAACCAAUCAUUGAUAAACUUUUUUCUAUUAUUUUUUCACACGAAGGUGAUCAUAAUUUUUUCAAUACAAAGGAUUUUUAUUAUAUAUUAUGUUCAUGUAUUGGGAAUAUGGAAAUGUUUGAAAAGUUUGAAAAGUUAAUCUAUUCAAUGGAAAUCAAACUUGAACCAUUUACAAUUCUUAAGUCAUUACUAUCAUUACGUCGAACAACACAUUAUAAUAUGAUAUCAUUUCUCAUUAAAAUGGCAUUGAAAAAUAUUGAAGAAUUUUCAUCAUCAGAACUUAAUCUUUUAUUAAAAUCUGUAAAUAAUACUAAUAUACCCAAAGAUUCAAUUAUAGAUUUAUAUAACAAAUAUAUGUCAAUCAAAGGAGAAUCAAUUGAUUAUAGAAAUUAUUUCAUUUUACUGAAUUUCAUUUAUAAACAUUCAUUACCAUUUCCACAAGAUAUUAUAAAAAUUUUGAAUAAAUUGAAUGAGUAUAAUGAAUUUCAUAUUUCAGACCCAGUAUUUUCUUGUAUUGAAUUAUUGGAAAAGAUAUCAAAGAAGUAUGAAAUUGAUAUUUAUAAAGUGUCACCAAGAUUUGUAGAAAGUUUAUUGAACAAAUUUCCUACCAAAAAAUUCCUUUUACCAAGUACAUUAGGACAAUUCAUCUAUUAUAUCUCUGAAAUCGCACCAGAACUUUUACAUAAAUCUAUUUCAUAUAAUUUAUCAUCCCACAAUACUAUGGAUAAUUUAUCAUCCCACAAUACUAUCGACAGUACUAUGGACAAUUUAUCAUCCUAUAGUACAGUGGAUAGUACUGUGGACAGUACACUGGAUAGUGAAUUGGCUAAUGAACAAUGUGAAAUAUUGAAUAAAAAACAUGAAAUGAUACAUAUAAAAGCAUUAAUAUUAUUGAAUAAAUCAAUGAAAAUAAUAAAGGAAAGUUUAUCAAGAAGUUUCAAUGAUACAUUUCUAAUAUCUAUUGAUGAAAAUAAUAUAUUCAAUAGAACCAGUUCCCUUCAAUACAAUUUCAUGAAAUGGCCAAUAUUAUUUCUAUAUCUCACUGUAAAGAAUAAUUUGAUAAAUGAAAUGAAUUUUCCAAGAGAAAAGUUGUUGAAUUAUUUGAAUUUUAUCAAAGAAGGUUUAACAAAUUUAGAUUUAAACUUGUUAAAAUCAACUCUUGAUCUUCUAAAAUUAGACACUCAACAAUUCAAUGAAAUUAUACAAUCCAUUCCCAAAGGAAUUAAUCACAUUUAA